Molecule: messenger RNA, 1410 nt
Organism: Symbiodinium sp. CCMP2592
Lineage: Eukaryota; Dinophyceae; Suessiales; Symbiodiniaceae
Source: the annotation of a GenBank genome assembly
AUGGCCAGAGUGAGCGGCGCAGAAGAGAUACCGGAUGGAGCAAGCGCUCGAGUCGGGAUGUUUUCAGCGAGGUUCGACCGCGGACCAACCGAGGCAUUAUUCCGAGGAGUUUACCAACUUCUGAAAGAGAAGAACUACCCGGUGCUCAUGGUGGACGCGGCCGCGGGCAGAAACUUCGGAGAGAUGACAUCCGCCUAUUUGGGCAAACUCAAGAGGGAGAGGGGAGUGUUACUUGCGGUUUGCACGUGGAACUACGCUGAGAAGACCGACUCCCGGUACUCUUCGUAUGAGGAGCUUCGAGUCGCCCACGAAAACGGUUUGCAGAUCCUUCCACUUCGCAUGUGUGACGACCCCUGGCCGCCGGAGCCCCCCUGCGGCCCAGAUCACCAGUACGACCAGAUGGGAGCCGGCGCGGGACUUGUCGACCUAGCGAUCGGACCAGCCACGGUUUACGUAGACUGCAGGGGCAAAGAUGAGAACUGCAUCGCUGCCCGGAUUGCGGAGACUCUUCGACCGGGGGGACCGCGGCGUCCUUCAGGGCAUGGAAAGGGAGCGAGCCCUGGCGCUUCAAGCGCCGCGGGGUACAGCCAGCAAGAUACCGAGGCCGUGGUCCGGCCGAGCGCUUCGCCCAGCCCUGCAGACAUCGCAGAAGCCAAGGCAUGGUACGACUUGGGCAAGAAGGGCGGAGGCAAGCGCAACGGCUUCAGCUACUCAAAGAAGGCCUGCUACGUGAAGGCUUUGGAGGUGGAUGAAAAGUAUGCGAGGGCGUGGAACGGCCUUGGAUAUGAAGGCGGUGGUACCGUGAAGGGCCAGGCUUAUGACGCAAAGGCCUGCUAUCGCAAGACUUUGGAGGUGGAUGAGAAGUAUGCGGUUGCGUGGAGAAACCUCGGUCUCGUUGGCGGUGGCACCGUGAAGGGCCGGGAUUAUGACGCAAAGGCCUGCUUCGUGAAGGCCUUGGAGCUCAACGAGAACUUCGCGAAUGCGUGGAACAGGCUCGGAGUCGUUGACGGUGGCACCGUGAAGGGCCAGGCUUAUGAUGAAAAGGCCUGCUACGUGAAGGCUUUGGAGGUGGAUGAAAAGCAUGCGGGGGCGUGGAACAAUCUCGGAAAUGAAGGCGGUGGCACCGUUAAGGGCCGGGAUUAUAACGCAAAGGAGUGCAUUCUCAAGGCACUGGAGCUCGAUGAGAAGAAUGCUAAUUAUUGGGACAGCCUCGGAGAUCUAGCAGGCGGCGGGACCGUGAAGGGCUGGGCUUAUGACAAGAAGGACUGCUUCGUGAGGGCCCUCGAGCUGAGCGAGAAUCACAUGUUCGAGACCGUUUUCUGGCGAAAUCUAGGUAACGCUGGCGGGGGCACCGUCCGCGGCACCCACUACAGCCCUGACGAGUGCAAAGCCAAAGCUGAAGGGAAAUAA